GUGAGUGUGUGACAGUUGAGUGUUGGUGUUGUGUUGUCUCACACUGUUUCUCAUGUUUCUCUUGCUCUCAUUUAUUCCAUUAUUCACUGGAUGAACAUCAGGAUCCAAUAGUUCAACGUCAAGUUAAUCAGCCUCAGUCUUCAGGUUCACUUCAGUUAGCAAAACAGGCAAGUCAGCAACUACAGCAACUUGUUGGUCAAAUGGAGAAAGAACAAAGAGAGACAAAGUCAAAACUAGAUCAAGAGAUUGCUGAGAAAAGGCAGCUGAGUCAGGAAGUAGGCCGUGCUCAAGCACAACGUCAAAAUGCUGAAAAGGCUCUUGAAGAGAAGGAAAAACAACUCAGUCAAUAUUGGAAAAUCCUGGAAAUUCGGCAAAAUGAAUUACGACUUGAUGGCAAAAAAUUGGGAUCUGGAUCAUAUGGAGUUGUUCAAGUGGGUCACUGGUGUGAUGUCCCUGUUGCUGUCAAAACGUUUCAUGAGAAUCUGAGGCUUCCUCAACUGGCACCAGUUUUCAAGAGAGAACUGACCAUCUGCAGUCAGUUGCAUCAUCCCAACCUCGUGCCUAUCUAUGGUGGUGUGAUGAAGAAUGAAAUUCCCAUCCAAAUUGUGAUGGAGCUUCUUCAAGGCUCACUUAGCGAUCUAAUGAAGGCAGCGCAUGCUUCAAAGAGCUACCAUUGCUAUCUGUCAUUCCGAGAGCAAAUCGACGUAGCGACAGAUACCACUGCUGCCAUUACGUAUAUGCAUCGCCUGCGUCCUCAGCCUUAUGUUCAUUGUGAUAUCCGUACUACCAAUGUGAUGAUCACUCGUGAUAUGGUAGCUAAAGUGGGUGAUCUUGGUGCAAGUCACAUUAUCAACAGCAGCAAGUCUCUAGGUGCUCUGAGUCCUGAAUAUUGUGCACCUGAGAAACUUCCUCGCAGUGAUGGUAGCUCAGCUCGCAGCACACGAGAGUCUGAUGUUUACAGUCUGGGUGUGACCCUGACUGAGUUGUUUACGGGUCUGUCACCAAUUCCUGCAGAGAGGCAAAAUCAAAUACGAAAGAUCAAAAAUCCUGAUCUGUUGGAUAUGUGCUUGCAAAUGACACAUGAUAGACCUGCUGAACGACCAACUGCUGAGAUGGCUUUCACCAUUCUGAUCAACCAAAAGUCAGUUGAUUUAUACAGAUCAAUUGGAGGAAGGAGGACUGUUAAAGGAAACUUGGAAGGCGAGGAUAUGUAUCUUGUUGAUUUCAUGCAUUCCUAA
Corticium candelabrum is the source of this 1238-nucleotide messenger RNA. RefSeq lists its product as uncharacterized. The transcript is spliced from 3 exons. The record is from RefSeq and is a predicted model, not a curated record. Lineage: Eukaryota; Metazoa; Porifera; Homoscleromorpha; Homosclerophorida; Plakinidae. Gene Ontology annotation, biological process: protein phosphorylation. Bases 201 to 1238 code for a protein of 345 amino acids. Gene Ontology annotation, molecular function: ATP binding; protein serine/threonine kinase activity.